AUGCUGAUCGAGCAGCGGACCGAACCAGGGAGACAAGACUGGUCCUCCUAUAGGCCCUCAAAAUCAUUCGCACUGCAUCAUAGAGCUGCCAAUGGUCUGAGCAGGGCAUCGGCUACGGCAGUGUUUGUUGACCCAAACGAGGAAUCGCGGGUCGCCCUGGCGAUCACAGAAUCCAGGAUGCCUUCCAGUCUGAAUUCCGUAGAAGAACGUGUAGACGCUCAUUCCACCAUGCGCGUGCCUCCAUUUCUCCAGCCCGUGGUAAAUGCGCACUACACAAGCUGUGGCAGGCAAUCUCCCGCCUCUGCUUCUGAAAAGGUAGGCAAAGCAGCACCGAAGGAGCAGGCUGCAACGUCAAAGAACGGUAGGUUACCGUCAGCUCCUUCGACAGCAUCUACGACGACGGCAGAAACCACAACAAAGGUGACAGUUGCACCUUCUAGAGAGCCCUUGCAUGGAAACAUGAGAGCCGCAGCCACUCUGUUGGCAUGCAAAGAAACACAAGUAAACCCUGCACAAGGAGAUGCAGGGACUAUUUCUGGGAAAACGUUUCAAGAAGAGCCUUCCCCUGCCUCAGCAUUGAAUCCUCACAAAUCCACACAUCUAAGUGUUCCUGCAGCAUUUGAGGGAUGCAGUGUGCCAGACAAACAGUGCUCGGCCAUGAAGCAGAGAACGCAUUCAAACGAAGAUACUCUGGCAAAGAAAGGUACUUUACAGUCUAUACGAGAUAUUAGGGCAACUGCUGAAGAAGGCUCAGAGGGAACCAAAUGCAAAGGGAUGCAGUAUGAUCAAUCAGUAGCUCGUCUCGUUGCGGCUCUGGGCGCAUCCAGCCUGCGCUUGGCAGCUGCUGCAGAAGAGGGUCUUGACAGCAGCUCUUCAGAUGAUCGCAGCAGAACAUGGCAGCACUCAGAGAGAUCUCCAAUACGAACAUCAGUAAAUGCAGAAACCGACCCUCUCCGGACGGUAUCACCUUCAACUCCAGCCACGAAUUCUCUAGCAUUUACGCAGACACGAAGUUCCCCUUUUACGCGACGCGUCCCUUCUACUCCAAAGGCGGCUGCAAAGAGCAGACGAAAAUUAUCCCCUUUUGUAGACGUUUCUCGAAACCGCAGGUCUCAAGAAUCUGCACAGCAAACACCAUCACAACGAUCCCUCACUAAAGAAAGAUUAAGAGCUGGCAGGCGCAGUGACACAAUAAAUCAGAAACAGAUUGUCAACCAUCACCAUAAGUUCGAGGCUAUUCUUCUGGACUUACGUGCGAAUGCACAGACAGCUAGUAUGGCGUCUCAGGAGAGUGAGGCGCUGCCUUGCCGCAAUACUUGCAGUCCACCUGCAGUGGGAAGCACUCGGAGCAGCAAUUCAGACAGCAAGACUUCCAUUACGGAGGUGCGGACCACUUUUUCGAAAGAAGCCGCGGUUUUUCCAACCGGUACUCCAGAUGGCCUUCCUUGGGAUAGCCUUCAUCGCUCAGCAGAAUGGCCUUUGCUGGCGCAUGGGCCGCACAGGAGUGAAAUUUUGAGGCAAGAUUGCGUAUCCAACGCUGACCAUGGAGAGGAAGAGCGUCAGUUUUCUCUGUUGUUACAACACUCCCUUGGCUUGUUGAGACGAGAAGCUGCUCGGUGUUUCGCAAGCACGCAAGCUUCUGUCAAGCAGAAACUUUGGAGGGAGCUACAACACGAGCGGCACUUGAGGCUGCAGCUUCAGCAAGAGCAUCAAGUGGGAUAUGCAGCUGCUGAAGCGGAGCUGGUUUCUUUACGUGCUCAGCAAGUGGAGGAUCACGAAAGGAUGGAGAAAAUAUUGGGGCUUUGCUGCAGGAGGAAGUACGCAGAUGAGGGCUCUCAACUUCUUCGCUUUGCGUGGAAAGGAUGGCAAAUCCAGCGAGUGCUCUCAGGAAGGCUCAAAAAGCUUCAAAAAGCUUUGCAGCAGCGUUAUCUGUUCAUGCUACAGCUGCGGACAUUCUUGCCAUGGAGAGCCGCAGCUGCAAGACGCACGCUCGAGCAGAAGAUGCAACGAACACAGAUGCUUUUCCAGCAGGAGGUGCAACGACUUGGACAAGCCCACCUGAAAAACACACAGAAACAACAACAGGAACUUCAGCAGCUUCAGCAGCAACUGCAUUGUGAGAUGCACCUCCGUGAGUGCCUGCAACAGAGCCUCAUUGGAUUGGUUACCGGGGGAGGUGUCACGGCGGCUUCUCAGGGAGCUAGCUUUUCAAGCCCCAGGGGUACGAUUUCUUUCGCUCCCGCAGCGGCUUUAAGAAUACAAAAGCAGGAGCGACAACAGCGGCCGAAAGAUCCGGAAAAUCAUACAAGACGGCAGAGGUUACUGAGAGUAGUUGGCACGCAGUCGCACCUUAGGAGCCGGCAACAACCAACGAGCCAGAAUACAUCUAGGCAGCAGCAGGACGAGCAACUACAUCGGUUUCAUUAUCCCCCCAAGCAACCCUGGUGCCACUGGAUCUCGCAAAAUGCGGGGCUGGGAGUACCUAUACUAAAUGCCCUUUACAAGGUAGAUCCCCGAGCAGCAAAUGGCGUUGCAGCAGAUGCUGCUCGGCGCGUCAAGUUUAUGGAUGACCAGGCACAGCAAGAACAGCAAACCCAACGGAAAUUUCUGCUUUCCAACUUACUUCCUGACUCUUUGCCGCAAGGGCAGAAUUACACUGGUGAAUCAGCAGGAGUAUCAUCGUCUUCUCAGGCCUGUAGGCAUCAUCAUUGCAGCUCCUCAGGGCUUGCGUCUUCUUCCGUUCCAAAUUUUGGUUGUUGGGAGCUGAUUCCCGACAAUUCAUUCAAAAAGAAUGCUGCAGCAGUAAGGCGACAUUCAUCUGAGGACGAUUCAUUCCUGCAGCAGGUUUGCUCUCAACCAAAUGGAAGCCUCGGAGAAAAACGCAACUAUUCUGGUAGUGCCUCAUGGAACCCUGCCCCCGUCGGCUCCUUUGGACUUGAGUUCCACUCACACAAGCAGACAAGGUGGACAUCAGCAAGGCAGUCCAAUCCAGAAGUAUAG
Messenger RNA from Eimeria acervulina, 3000 nucleotides. RefSeq lists its product as hypothetical. NCBI's taxonomy places the organism in Eukaryota, Apicomplexa, Conoidasida, Eucoccidiorida, Eimeriidae. The coding region runs from base 1 to 3000 and encodes 999 amino acids. The transcript has a single exon. The record is from RefSeq and is a predicted model, not a curated record.